Mesorhabditis belari is the source of this 240-nucleotide messenger RNA. NCBI's taxonomy places the organism in Eukaryota, Metazoa, Nematoda, Chromadorea, Rhabditida, Rhabditidae. The record is from the annotation of a GenBank genome assembly.
AUGAAUCCUAAUUUCAAGUGGUGUGGUAAUCCCGAAGAGUUAAAGACGUUAAAGGAUGAGGACAAAUUGGUGGAUUUGAACGAGUGGAGUCUCGUUAGUAGACAAGAAAUGGAGAAGUACACGGCCACCACUUUUAUGGAGAAGGCUCGUUUCUACUGGUCCAGCGCAGAAGAUGCACCAAGACGUCUAUGGCUCGGACGGAAAGGGGUAUACUCAACGAACAAACCCCAAUCACCGAAC